Molecule: messenger RNA, 911 nt
Organism: Chionomys nivalis (European snow vole)
Lineage: Eukaryota; Metazoa; Chordata; Mammalia; Rodentia; Cricetidae
Gene: Rhoc
Product: ras homolog family member C
Exons: 5
Coding region: 330-911 (193 amino acids)
Biological process (GO): small GTPase-mediated signal transduction
Cellular component (GO): neuron projection
Molecular function (GO): GTPase activity; GTP binding
Source: RefSeq, a predicted model, not a curated record
CGACUCGGGUCCGCCCCCCACGGUAGGAGGGUUGGAAGUAAAAGGGCCGAGGCCGAGUCCUCCGGGGUCCCACCGCCCAACAAUUCAGACGUCUCCCCGGCACGGUCCCUCUAGCUCCAGCCCCACGCCCGAUCCUCGGUCAGCAGCGGGGGUGACCUGCGGCGGCCCGGGGCGGGGAGCAGAGGCGGGCCGAGCCAAGGGCCGCCCCCGUCGACCCCCCCCCACUGGCCCGCCCCGGAGCGGUGUUGGAGAGUGGGGCGGGGUUCGGGUCAGUCUCAGCCUCCGGCACCGGCCGCGCAGCUGGAGGCGGCGGAGCGGAAGUUUAAACCAUGGCUGCAAUACGGAAGAAGCUGGUGAUCGUGGGCGACGGGGCCUGUGGGAAGACCUGCCUUCUCAUUGUCUUCAGCAAGGAUCAGUUCCCGGAGGUCUAUGUCCCUACAGUCUUCGAGAACUACAUCGCAGACAUUGAAGUGGAUGGCAAGCAGGUGGAGCUGGCUCUGUGGGACACAGCAGGGCAAGAAGACUACGAUCGCCUCCGGCCUCUGUCCUACCCGGACACUGACGUCAUCCUCAUGUGUUUCUCCAUUGACAGUCCUGACAGCCUGGAAAACAUUCCAGAGAAGUGGACCCCGGAGGUGAAGCACUUUUGCCCCAAUGUGCCCAUCAUCCUGGUGGGGAAUAAGAAGGAUCUGAGGCAAGAUGAGCACACCAGAAGGGAGCUGGCCAAGAUGAAACAGGAACCUGUUCGAUCUGAGGAAGGCCGGGACAUGGCAAACAGGAUCAGUGCCUUUGGCUACCUUGAGUGCUCAGCCAAGACUAAGGAAGGGGUGCGGGAGGUAUUUGAGAUGGCCACUCGGGCUGGCCUACAGGUCCGCAAGAAUAAGCGCCGGAGGGGCUGUCCCAUUCUCUGA